Messenger RNA from Schistosoma margrebowiei, 813 nucleotides. Lineage: Eukaryota; Metazoa; Platyhelminthes; Trematoda; Strigeidida; Schistosomatidae. The record is from the annotation of a GenBank genome assembly.
AUGAAAUCUUUAUUUAUUAUUUUGUUUAUAUCUUAUUAUGUCAUAAAGAAACAUUCUAAUUGUUCAUCAAUUAUUUCUUUAUCUUCUUUAAAUUCUACUAAAAUUAGUGUAAUUCAAAAUUUUGUUCUUUUAAUACAUAAAACAAAUAAUUUUUGUCAAGCUAAUCAAUUCUGUUCAAAUUAUGGUAAAAUAAAUAAUCAAAUUUCAAAUGUUAUUGGACAAAAUUAUAAAUUAGCUAUAAAACAUUUUUUUAAUUAUUCAUUUUGGAUUAAAAUUAAUCAAAUGAAUAUUUUACAAAUAAAAUAUUCAAAUUCAACAAAUUUUUGGAUAAAUGAAUAUUCGAAAUUAAUUUUAAUGAAUGAAUUAGAAUCAAAUUUACGUUCCUAUGGUAAUCAUAAUGAACAAUUUCAAUAUCAUGGUAAAUAUAAUACAUUUUAUAAUCAUUUCGAUGGUAAAUUACAAACUACUUUAUCAAAUAGAAUUGAUGAAAUUAAUAUUAUUUGUGAAAUAAAAGAUUAUACAAAUCAUAAUGAUUUUAUUCAAUUAAGAUUAUUUCAAAAAUGUUUAAAUGUAAGUAGUGAAGAGUUAUUUUCACCACAUAAAAAUUUUGAUGGCUGUUAUAUACAAAAUAUUAAAUCAAGUUUACAAUAUUGUGCUUACAGUUGUGCAAAGGAUGAAUACUGUACACGUUUCUAUUAUAAUAAUUUAACAAAGGAUUGUAUUGUUACACAAUAUAUCGUAUCUCUAAUUCCAACUUAUCAUGAAAACAGAGGAAACGGAUGGGAUUGUUAUUCAUUGAAUGUUAAUAAUUAA